AUGAUCAUGUUGUCUGGAGCGGGUUUGUAUGAAAUUCCAUCAUUCUAUGACCUCUGCUGUGAAUUCCUCCAUCAAUACUUUACUCCUUUUAUGCUACUCUUUCUGAUCAACAGCGAAGCAGCUCGCCUCGUCGAUGCUCUUCGACGCCGACGUGUCACGAUCGCCAGUUGGCUCGAUCGCCUCGACUCGAUCUCGGUCUCGGGCUCGGGCUCGCCAGCCGAACGACAUCGCCUUGUGGCAGUCGCUCGCCGUCUCGUCGCCUGGCGGGAAUCGCGCCAGCCCGACGUCGUCACGGAGCCGGCCGCUGGUCGCUGUCCCGGUCCCAGUCUCGAUCCCGGUCUCGGUCCGGGCGUCUUUGCCGUGCGUCUUUCGCUGGAUCCCGCGGUGCUCGUCUACGCCGUCGAAGUGGCUCGAGCGUCGAUGUGCUCGCACGCAACGUCCGAUUCCCGCUCGUCUCACGAGGCCCCUUCUUCGGUGUCGGCGUCCGACGGCGAUUGGCUGGCUGCAACCGACGAAUCGGGACGGCUGGGCAAUCUGGACAGGCUGCGCGGCCUGGCGCGACGCAGCUCGGCCGGCGGGAGUGUCUUUUCUGCUCUGGCCGGUUCGUGGUUGUGCCGUCUGGCACGACUCGAAGAAGCCGACGAAAAAAGCAGCUGCAAAGUUGAUCUGGAGCAGACCUUUGUGCCAUUCCCUCCUCCUCCGCCUACAUUUGCCUGUGCUGCACCAAUCGGUCACACUUUUGGCUUUUUCCAACUGUCCCAUGACAUGAGAUUGCCUGCUGGUGUGUUUCUUUUUGUCAGUCAUACCCUACUUGAGUUGGUAUCUUCGACACUGCUUUUCAACUGCCAAUUGGACCAUUCUGAGAUAUAUUCCGCCGUCUCGACGUUUACUAUUGGCCAGAAGACCUCUUGGUUUUGGUGCCGGGGUCACCUUGAAGAAGGUGCCCGGCAUCAUGUCUGCAUUCGGUCGUGGUUGCCAUGCGUGGGCCAAUCUUCAGCCAUUUCACCGGCAUCGUAG
Messenger RNA from Protopolystoma xenopodis, 1017 nucleotides. NCBI's taxonomy places the organism in Eukaryota, Metazoa, Platyhelminthes, Monogenea, Polystomatidea, Polystomatidae. The record is from the annotation of a GenBank genome assembly.